AUGCCGCGUCAAUCCAGUAUCGAUCUAGACUCGCCUGAACGCCCCUUUGAUAAUAUUAUCAACUUCCGUGAUGUCGCUCAGUCCAUUAACAAGUUCUGUGGUGAACAGAUCCUGAGAGAAGGUGUGAUCUAUCGAAGUGCAAGGCUGGAUGAUGCCUCAGAACGAGAUAAACGCCGCCUUACAGAUGAACUGCACAUCGCCACAGUUGUCGAUCUACGAUCGCAGACGGAACAUCUGAUGGGAACCCGUAAACGGCGCGCGGAAAAUGCUGGUUCGACAGAGAAUAUCGACCUGAACGGCUCUAUACCAAUCGCAGACGAACAUCUUCUUCAAAUUCCGGACUGUCAUCGUGCCCUUAUAAGCUUGACGGGAAAGGCUUUUGAACGCGCUUUAUUAUGGAAAUUGGACUGGGCUACUUAUAUGAAAGUCAUCAUUAUGGUCGCGACGGGUUAUAGGGCUGAUGCGGUUCGCCUCGUUGGUGAACAGGUUAUGCAACCGCGUGGUCUAACGGGUUUGGCUAAGGAUACUCUGGAUGCGAGUACUGCUGAGAUUCGUGCUUUCUUUGAGCUUCUAGCGCGUGACGAGUCAUAUCCCCUCCUCGUACACUGUACCCAGGGCAAGGAUCGGACUGGGUUGGUUAUCUUGAUGAUACUGCUUUUACUGGAGAAGGUUCCGACAGCUGCGAUCAUGGAUGAUUAUGUUCGGUCUGAGCUGGAGUUAGUCCCUGAGUUUGAGGAGCGCAUGAAGGAAAUCCGCCUUCUUGGUCUUGGGAAAGAAUAUACGCGCUGUCCACCGGGCUUUGUGGAUGCUACGACCGAAUAUUUGAAUGCCAAAUAUGGGGGCGUUGUUGGGUAUUUGGAUGGGAUUGGGAUUAAUGCCGAGAUGCAAGAGCACAUUCGGCGGAAACUUUUGCUUUGA
Messenger RNA from Penicillium taxi, 918 nucleotides. Its product is annotated as tyrosine-protein phosphatase. The record is from RefSeq and is a predicted model, not a curated record. The transcript has 5 exons. Gene Ontology annotation, biological process: dephosphorylation. Gene Ontology annotation, molecular function: phosphoprotein phosphatase activity. Lineage: Eukaryota; Fungi; Ascomycota; Eurotiomycetes; Eurotiales; Aspergillaceae. Bases 1 to 918 code for a protein of 305 amino acids.